AUGUGUCUUGUUCUAACUGCGGCUAUACUCCUUUUCGUAGUGAGUUCUUCAGCAAAUCCUUACACAAUGCAGCCAGUUCAACCAGUAGACCUUGGUUCAGAAUAUACUAUAGCCGACGGCUUAUUAGGUUCCGCCUUGUCUGUAAUAAUGGAUGUAAAAGCUCAAUUCAGAGAAAUCAUAAUAGAUAUUGCAUUACAAGCUUUCAGAUUAAUCAAAGAGUGGUUCGCCCGUUACAAUGUAUACUUACAAAAAAAAUUGGCGAAGUACAAUCUUUCUCAAGUUUUUGAAGCUCUGGUGAAUUGUGUUAAUGAAUUUAUAAUUGAUCCAGCGUACGAAGUUUUUACAGAGAAUGUGGAGGAAUCUAAGCAGCCUUUAAUUACGAGCUCUGAUUAUCUUUACAAAAGUCCUUAUAACUUGUGA
This is a messenger RNA of Bombyx mandarina (wild silkworm), 420 nucleotides long. RefSeq lists its product as uncharacterized. The record is from RefSeq and is a predicted model, not a curated record. NCBI's taxonomy places the organism in Eukaryota, Metazoa, Arthropoda, Insecta, Lepidoptera, Bombycidae.